AUGUCGGAUAGCACUAGUAGUGUACAGGAAACAGAGAGGGUGGCGUUGGCGGAUGUGUCGAUAUUCCCUGCGACGCGAGCGCAGAUUGUGGAAUCGCGCAGGAGAUCGUAUGAGGCGUGGGGUAGGGGGAUGACGUUGGAGGAGUAUUUGGCGAGGGAUGCGGUUAUGGAUGGGCAUGAGGUUGCGAGGGACGGGAAGCUUGUUACUUGGGUGUUGGCGCGGAGGGAUGAUCCCAAGAGCUUGGACUUUUUCUGCUCGAUCGAGACAUUCAAACGCGAGGGAUUCGUGGUGGACGCGGGGGCGGAAAAGGGGAGGGAGGUAGCGUGUUACGGGCUGGCAUCGCUGUUCACUGCACCGCGGCACCGGAAGAAGGGGUACGGGACGCAUCUGAUGCGGAUGGUGCACUGGGUGCUUGCGCCCGCUGAAUGGCUGCCCGAGUUCCCGAGGGAGGUGUGGGGUGCGCCGCCGGAUCGCGCGGGGUCGGGGUGGGCGGACGCGGAGCAGGUGCUGGAGGGACAUGGGGGGGACGCGGCGUUUUCGACGCUGUAUAGCGAUGUCGGGCCGGAGAUUUAUAGGGCGUGCGGGGUUGUGCCGGGCGCUGAGGGGUGGGUUGUCACGGAGCCUGUGUCGAGUGGGUGGAGGGUGGAUGAGGUUGGGGGUGAGGAGGAGGAGGGGUGGGAGUGGUUGGAUUUGCAGGGCGUGGGGGAGUGUUGGAAGGCGGAUGCUGAGCUGAUGAAGCGCGAGAUGGAGGAGAUGGGCGGCGGGGUAUGCGCGUGUUUGCCGGACAAGGGCGUCGGGGAGUUUCAGGUCAUCCGGCGACUGGGGCUGGCAGACAAGUUGGGCAUCGUCCACUGGGGCGUCCGCAGGGGAGAUGCGUAUGCGAGCUGGACGGUCGAGGAGCAGAACGGGGCGCCUGUGCUGCUCGUCACGCGGCUAAGGGCGGGGAGAGAGGAUAUUGGUAAGCUGGCGCGGGUUGUGGCUGGGCAUGGGGGUCGACAUGGGAUAAAGGAUGUGGAGGUCUGGGGACUGCGGGAGCAAUUUGCAGGAUUCGUCAGGACGUGGGUAAGAGAGGACCAUUUGUCGAGCAUAAAGAGCUACAGCGGAGACCUGCGCUGGGUGUUUAACGAAAAGUAA
Psilocybe cubensis is the source of this 1134-nucleotide messenger RNA. RefSeq lists its product as uncharacterized. The coding region runs from base 1 to 1134 and encodes 377 amino acids. The record is from RefSeq and is a predicted model, not a curated record. Lineage: Eukaryota; Fungi; Basidiomycota; Agaricomycetes; Agaricales; Agrocybaceae. The transcript has 3 exons.